CGGUUGGCGGGGGGCGGGGGACAGCGCGGAGCCCGACCCGGCCACACUGAUCGCCCGCCGCCAUGGGCUCUUCGCAGAGCGUCGACAUUCCAGGCGGGGGCACGGAAGGCUACCACGUCCUUCGGGUACAAGAAAAUUCCCCAGGACAUAGAGCUGGACUGGAGCCAUUCUUUGAUUUUAUUGUUUCUAUUAAUGAUUCAAGAUUAAAUAAAGACAAUGAUACUCUUAAGGAUCUACUGAAAGCAAAUGUUGAAAAACCUGUAAAAAUGCUUAUCUACAGUAGUAAAACACUGGAGCUACGAGAGACCUCCGUCACACCGAGUAACCUUUGGGGUGGCCAGGGCUUGUUGGGAGUGAGCAUUCGUUUCUGCAGCUUUGAUGGGGCAAAUGAAAAUGUUUGGCAUGUGUUGGAAGUAGAAUCAAAUUCUCCUGCAGCAGUGGCAGGUCUUAGACCUCACAGUGAUUAUAUCAUUGGAGCAGAUACUGUCAUGAAUGAGUCUGAAGAUCUGUUCAGCCUUAUUGAAACACAUGAAGCAAAACCAUUAAAACUUUAUGUGUAUAAUACAGACACUGAUAACUGUCGAGAGGUGAUUAUUACACCAAACUCUGCAUGGGGUGGAGAAGGCAGCCUAGGAUGUGGCAUCGGAUAUGGUUAUUUGCAUCGAAUACCUACACGCCCCUUUGAAGAAGGAAAGAAAAUUUCUCUUCCAGGACAGAUAACUGGUACACCUAUUACUCCUCUUAAAGAUGGGUUUACGGAGGUCCAGCUGUCCUCAGUUAAUCCUCCGUCUUUGUCACCACCAGGAACUAUAGAAAUUGAACAGGGUCUGUCUGGACUUUCUAUUAGCUCAACCACACCGGCUGUCAGUAAUGUUCUCAGUACAGGUGUACCAACAGUACCAUUAUUGCCACAAGUAAACCAGUCCCUUACUUCUGUGCCAUCAAUAAAUCCGGCUACUUCAUUACCAGGUUUGCCGCCUCUUCCUUCUUUGUCUUCUCGAAACUUACCUGGCAUCGCAGCUCUCCCCAUGCCAUCCGAGUUCCUCCCAUCAUUCCCUUUGGUUCCAGAGGUCUCUUCUGCAGCAGGCUCAGGGGAGCUGCUGUCUUCCUUCCCACCCACCAGCAGCCCACCCUCUGAUCCUGUCGUGACCACUGCAAGAGCAGACGCUGCUUCAGCACUCACUCUGGAUGUGACGCUCCCAACUCCCAAGGCCCCCGUCACUGUUGAGGACAGAGUCAGCGAAUUCACCCCCGCCAGCGAGAAGCCUGUUUCUGUGGUGACAGAUGCAAAUGUCUCUGAGUCACCCUAACUUUGAACCAUCUCUGGAGUUGGCGCAGUGUACUUAUCUAACCACGGAAGCAAGUCCGGAAAUGCAAACUAUCAUAAAUUUCAUACUAGUUUGUACCUUAUCAGUAGGCAUCCUGUAAAUAAUUCUAAGGGGAAAACUAAGCAAAAGGAUCUGGGAUUGUAUCCUGCCAAGUCAGGGUGGGUUCAUGGGUUGGGGAGGGAAAUGUCAGAAAGUGCUUGUAUUUUAAAACAACCAAAAAGAAUUGUAAGGGUGGCUUGCUGCCAGGUUUCCACUGCCAUUCUUGGGGGUGUGCAUCUUUGGGGAAGGCGGUGACAGGGUGUCUCCUAGUGUCCCUGUCCCCUUGCUGCUCCUCUGUAAGAAAACAAACUAUUUUAUGCCUAGUACUCACAUGCACCAUUUCUUGUAGUUUGUAAAUCGUUUGCAAGAAUGCAGACCAACUCACUAAACCGUGAAAGGAAAAGAUACUUUACUUUUGGUCUCUGUGAGUCACAGCUCUAUUAAGGUUUACAUGAAAAUUACAACUAAAGAUGUUUAUUAAAGUUACACAGUGUACACUAUGAAUUGAACAUCUUUUUAUUCAGCCUAUAGACAGAUCCUUGUUUUGAGCUCUCAAAAUUACUCAGACAACAUUUUGUAAUUGCUGCUGUUGCUCUAUACAUCCACCGUAAAAUACAUUUAAAAAGAAGUAAAGGAGGUGUUGGUGUUGCACAGUUUUAAACCAGAAGGUGGCACUUUGUGGCUACUUAAAUAUUAUUGCUAUACUGGGAAAGCAUAGAUACAGCAAUAAAUUACAGUGAUUUGACAUUUCUUCUUGUAUGUUUAAAUUACAACUCCUAACUGCCGUGUGUGCACUCGUUACUCUCCAGUAUGUCUCACAUCUUUAAUGUAAUUUUUCAUGUCUUAAUGUUUGCUUUCUCCUAAGUUUUCUAAGAGAUGAUAAGUUAAAUAGAAUUGAUUUAUUGAAUGAAAUUAAAUGCAUAUUAUAUCUCUGUUUUUUAAAUCAGACAAAAGAAGUGCAUCAGUUAUUGACCUGGUAUUGUCAUGAAUGUUGCUGAGAAAGCAGUGCAUAAAAUUCAGCCCUCAGCUGGACACGAGAGUCGUCAGCACCAGCCCAGAGCCUCCAGCAGGGGCCAGCGCCAGCCAGUUUUUAGAAUCUAUCCAUUUCUGGAGCCCGGUUGAUACUGACAAUGACCAAAGAAGGCUCCAGCUCUAAUCAUAGCAUCUUCUGUUUGCAUGAUAAACAUUUCUAGAAGAGGUCUGUCCGUUAACCCUAUUU
This is a messenger RNA of Molossus molossus (Pallas's mastiff bat), 2586 nucleotides long. It is a transcript of the gene GORASP2, whose product is annotated as golgi reassembly stacking protein 2. The transcript has 9 exons. The coding region runs from base 63 to 1310 and encodes 415 amino acids. The record is from RefSeq and is a predicted model, not a curated record. Gene Ontology annotation, cellular component: Golgi apparatus. NCBI's taxonomy places the organism in Eukaryota, Metazoa, Chordata, Mammalia, Chiroptera, Molossidae. Gene Ontology annotation, biological process: Golgi organization. Gene Ontology annotation, molecular function: protein binding.